AUGUCUCUUGUGGACGCUACCCUUCCUGGUGGCGUAGCAGCUCAAUCUGCAAGUCACGACCAAGCUCUCAGAUCUUUCCUCGCCAACGAAUAUCCGAGGGAGGUGUGGUACUUCCUUGCUUCUUUGAUUCUUCUCGUGGCUCUGUGCAACAUAUUGUCGCACAAUUUAUCUAGGUGGAUCCCGACUGCUGUGUCGAAAGACCCGGAGGAUAUCCGCACGUCGCGCAAGGGUCCCAUCACGCUCCGAAGGUUCCCACUCGCGAUUCUGAGCGCAUUCCGCAUCGUGGCCUUUCGCUGCAUCGUUCCCAUUGGACAAACCUUUUCGCUUAAUGCUGCAGAAUUGUUCCUUACGGCACUCUAUGUUGCAAUCCUGUUUGCAUGGACUCUGACCAACUCGACGACGACGACUGGUAGUAGAUAUGAUCCGACGUACUAUUCCAAUCGAGCAGCCAGUAUCGCAGCAGUUCAAACGCCGCUCAUCGUGGCCCUAGGCAUGAAAAAUAACAUCAUCUCUUCUCUCACUGGCAUCAGUUUCGAGAAGCUGAACUAUCUUCACAGAAUGUGCGCUCGCGCUAUUGUGCCUCUAAUUUGGCUCCAUGCCGGCGGGAGGGCCACGUCGUUUGAUCAUCUCGUGCUCAGACUUGUCGCCGGUACGGCUUUAGACAAUGAUUAUAUGAGAUGUGGUGUACUUGCUGCCACUUCCUUGACGCUCUUAUGCAUCGUGACAUUGAGACCUGUUCGCCGUUUGGAGUAUGAAGCCUUCUUCAUCACUCACUUGAUCCUUGUUAUGAUCGUUUUGCUUGCUGCCUUUUUCCAUGCGCGGCAAUUCCAGCGUGAUCAUUAUAUUUGGCCAUCAUUCGUUCUCUGGGGAUUCGACAGACUACUCCGCUUUGCGCGCAUCGUCAUUUUCAAUCAAUCCUAUUUCGGAUUCAGCCCUGGUUUGGGUACAUUGGAUGCGAAAGCAGAAGUCGCUGCGCCAGAAUUUGUUCGCCUGCGACUCAGGCGCUCCAAGCACUUCCAUUGGACCGCUGGACAGUGUGCCUUCCUGACCAUGCCCAGCAUCUCCCUUCUGCCCUUCGAAGCGCAUCCUUUUACCAUAGCGAAUGCGGACAUGAGUCGUGAAACUCCGCUGAAAAGCCAGGAGGAAAAUGAGGCAGCAGUUGUUCGCGUUGAACAGGGAUACGAUCUCAUAUUUCUCAUAAAUGCUCGGCAGGGAUUCACAAGGCGGUUGAUGGCUAUAGCGGAGAAGGGUGGCUCCAUGAAAGUGUUUGUAGAUGGUCCCUACGGCACCCCGCCAUGUCCGAGAGGUUUCGACACCGUCGUAUUCAUUGCUGGUGGCUCUGGCAUCACUUUCACUCUCCCAUUAUUCACUGACCUUGCUCGACGCGCCCGCCAUGAUCCCUUGACAUGUCGUAAAGUUGUAUUUGCUUGGUCCAUUCGUGUUGUCAGUCACGUCAAUCUCGUUUAUGACGAACUUUUGGAGAUUCUCGCUAACAUGCCAGAGCAACUGGAGGUGGAAAUAUGCAUCCAUAUCUCGAAGGCACGGAUUGGGUCGUAUCAGGGAUCAUCCGUCGACUCCGAAGUACACCAAGAAGAAGAAAAGCUGAUGUCCAAACUCAGUCGUCUGCGCAGUACGACUGUCGGCACUGGUCGAGCGAACGUCAAGGGGAUCAUUGACGACGCUUGUGCUCUAGCUCGAGGAAGUGUGUCCGUCAACGGUACGUUCCAUGACCUGCCAGGGUGUUUCUUGUCUUCAUUCCAGAACCAUCAUUCUUCGAAUCCAGUCUGUGGUCCUGCUGACAUGGGGAAACGUGUCCGAGCAGCCCUGCGCUCUCCGGUCAAGGGGCCCCUUGACGUUCUCAAGGGAGGUCCCAGCAUCGAUCUCCACAUCGAACAAUUCGGGAUUGCUGUGAGUUGUCACGCCGCCAUCGCUGACACGCGAAGGUUCGUUCGUUGA
This is a messenger RNA of Heterobasidion irregulare TC 32-1, 1956 nucleotides long. RefSeq names its product ferric reductase. Gene Ontology annotation, biological process: intracellular iron ion homeostasis; iron ion transport; copper ion import. The record is from RefSeq and is a predicted model, not a curated record. Gene Ontology annotation, cellular component: plasma membrane. Gene Ontology annotation, molecular function: ferric-chelate reductase activity. Bases 1 to 1956 code for a protein of 651 amino acids. The transcript is spliced from 10 exons. NCBI's taxonomy places the organism in Eukaryota, Fungi, Basidiomycota, Agaricomycetes, Russulales, Bondarzewiaceae.